CCUACUUCUACUGUGAUAGGAAGGUAUGACAAACUUGAUAGUUAAAAUCAGGUUUUGAGUGAUGUACAGACCGGUUUGACAUAUGUGAUAGUGCUUGCCAUGCACAAAUUGAGAUCCGGUGUAUUCGUAUGCUGUAGCGCACUCGCGGCCCUUGUGUACGCACUUGUGAACUAUAUGAUCAUACAGGCAGAAAUAUAUACAUUUCGUAUCGUUUUAUUUAAAAUAUCCCCCAAAAUAUUUGCGCUGAUAGUUGUCCAUACGAACCUCACGAAGACCCGCUUGUUAAAACACGUUACAAUUCAAUCGUUACUUCUGUAUACUAUCAGCCUCGACUUAUUGUGAUGGCAAAUAACCACUACCAACCUACUGAACGCGCGAUGUAUUUGUGCAAAAUGAAUAUACUAAAGGAACAACUACACCUGCCGCUAACGACGGCAGAAUUUCAAAUGAAGUCCGUGGUAGACGAUGUGCUGGUACGGAUACUGCUAAAGGACACCAUCUCAGCUACCACUGGGCAGGUGGUGACCACCUUACCCGCGCGAGAGCCCGUCGUGAGUCGGAACACGCGCAACACCAAUAUAAAUAAGAAUCUCGAUAGUAAUACAAAUACAAGCACACACACAGGUGCAAAUAAGGAUACGAGUGCCGGUGGCUCGAUGCAAUCUGGAAUACAAACACCUGCCGUGGGAGUGGGGGUCGGGGCGGGUGGAGCCAGGAAAAGGAGAGCGAGGUCAAAUUCCUUCCGGAACUCUCAUCACCAUGAAGAGGUGGUAGGGUCGCCCAUGUUCAUGCCAGCGGAUACAGGCAGCUCAGAAGGACAAGUAUAUCCAAUACCCGCCGCAAUGCCCGCGCAAAUAACUGCUAUCUCCGCAAAAGGAGUCUUCGAGCAUCAGCCGCCUUGCGCUCUGCAUGUUGACACGGCUACAUCACACUCCCAAGAUUUGUCAUGAUAAUAUAGACGCGCACUUAAAUAAAAUCAUACGCU
This is a messenger RNA of Sphaeroforma arctica JP610, 985 nucleotides long. RefSeq lists its product as hypothetical. Lineage: Eukaryota; Ichthyosporea; Ichthyophonida. The record is from RefSeq and is a predicted model, not a curated record. Bases 342 to 950 code for a protein of 202 amino acids. The transcript is spliced from 2 exons.